Rhinopithecus roxellana (golden snub-nosed monkey) is the source of this 1766-nucleotide messenger RNA. It is a transcript of the gene MNDA, whose product is annotated as myeloid cell nuclear differentiation antigen. NCBI's taxonomy places the organism in Eukaryota, Metazoa, Chordata, Mammalia, Primates, Cercopithecidae. Gene Ontology annotation, cellular component: nucleolus. Gene Ontology annotation, molecular function: double-stranded DNA binding. The coding region runs from base 271 to 1494 and encodes 407 amino acids. The transcript has 7 exons. The record is from RefSeq and is a predicted model, not a curated record. Gene Ontology annotation, biological process: positive regulation of interleukin-1 beta production; cellular response to interferon-beta; activation of innate immune response.
UGUUCCAUGAUUAUGUAACUUCUUUCUAGUUAGGAGUUAGUACAGUGUGAGAAGGCCAUCUACAAUCAAGAUUUAGAGAGGCUCUAACAAGUGCCAUUUUUCCUUGUUAGCUUUCAUUUCUCAGCCCUUUACAAGAUUAUAAUAGUCUACAGUUUACUCUCUCCAAAGCUUUACGGACAGUGAUCCCGUCCUAAACAAGACAGUGACUCCAGGAUUUCUGAAGACUAUUGUGGAAAAAGUAUCCAUUAAGGCCAAGCUAUAACUUCAGAAAUGGUGAAUGAAUACAAGAAAAUUAUUUUGCUGAAAGGAUUCGAGCUCAUGGAUGAGUAUCAUUUUAUAACAAUUAAGUCCUUACUGGCCUGUGAUUUAGGACUAACUGCAAAAAUGCAACAGGAAUACAACAGAAUUCAGAUUUCAGAUUUGAUGGAAAAAAAGUUCCAAGGUGUUGCCUGUGUAGACAAACUAAUAGAACUGGCCAAAGACAUGCCACCACUUAAAAACCUUGUCAACAGUCUUCGAAAAGAGAGGUCAAAAGUUGCUAAGAAAAUGAAAGCACAAGGAAAAGUUCUAAUGAAAAAAAUAAACCAGGAAGAAGUGGGUCUUGCGGCACCUGCACCCACUGCAAGAAACACAUUGACAUCUGAAGUAGGAGAGAGGAUUCCUGUAGCUCAGAAAAGAAAAACUCUGAACAAAGGAAAGACUGAAGCCAAAAGGAAUAAGGUGCCCCAGGAGCAGAGUGAGUCCCCAUAUCCCUCAGGAGCCAGCACAUCUGCAGCCACGGAUCAUUCCCCAUUACCCCAGACCUCAUCAUCAACUCCAUCCACCACUUCAUUUACUCAGAAUCAGCAAACCCCUGCCCAAUGUCAGGUGGAUGCAAGAAGAAAUGUUCCCCAAAAGGACCCAGUGACAGUGAUGGUACUGAAAGCAACAGCGCCAUUUAAAUAUGAGUCCCCAGAACAUGGGAAAAGCACAAUGUUUCAUGCUACAGUGGCCAGUAAGACUCAAUAUUUCCAUGUGAAAGUCUUCGACAUCAGCUUGAAAGAGAAAUUCAUGAGGAAGAAGGUCAUUACCAUAUCUGAUUACUCUGAAUGUAAAGGAGUAAUGGAAAUAAAGGAAGCAUCAUCUGUGUCUGACUUUGAUCAAAAUUUUGAGGUCCCAAACAGAAUUAUCGAAAUAGCAAAUAAAACUCCCAAGAUCAGUCAACUUUACAAGCAAGCAUCUGGAACAAUGGUGUAUGGGUUGUUUAUGUUACAAAAGAAAAGCAUACACAAGAAGAACACAAUCUAUGAAAUAAAAGAUAAUACAGGAUCCAUGGAUGUAGUGGGGAAUGGAAAAUGGCACAAUAUCAAGUGUGAGAAAGGAGAUAAACUUCGACUCUUCUGCUUUCAACUGAGAACAGUUAACCGCAAGCUGAAACUGGUGUGUGGAAGUCACAGCUUCAUCAAGGUCGUCAAGGCCAAGAAAAACAAGGAAGGAUCAAUGAAUGUUAACUGAAAUAUGCAAGCUGAAAUGCAACAAAUAACUUCUGCUUAAAAAAUUAAGUUGUUAAUAAAUAACUGUGGUUUUGUAAAUUUCAGUAAUUCAUUUAAAUAAUGGAUUCAGUAGAUAUACUGUAGCAUAUUAGAGCUUUUAUAUCUGAGUUAUAGAUUAGGUUGCUUUCUGGAAUAAAAUUUUCUUCUUAUACCCUUCCAUAUUUUUUUAGAUAUUAAAUUUUGCAUUUAUGACUUUCAUAAGGUAAAAAAUAAAAUAUCUUUUUUUGAAGGACA